Messenger RNA from Malaya genurostris, 2216 nucleotides. Its product is annotated as dynein intermediate chain 3, ciliary-like. The record is from RefSeq and is a predicted model, not a curated record. Bases 270 to 2096 code for a protein of 608 amino acids. Gene Ontology annotation, cellular component: outer dynein arm. The transcript has 4 exons. Gene Ontology annotation, biological process: outer dynein arm assembly; cilium movement. Gene Ontology annotation, molecular function: dynein heavy chain binding; dynein light chain binding. Lineage: Eukaryota; Metazoa; Arthropoda; Insecta; Diptera; Culicidae.
UAUAGACCAGUCGUUAUAGAGAAUCCAUUUUUUCCAUUUCGCGAUAAAAUAAAACGCAUCGAACCGUUUCGUGUCACGAGGGCGCGGCAGUUACACACGUGCCUCGAUUGGCAUGUUGUGCCGUUUGUGGAAAGUUUGCGUGUACUGGAGAAAUUAAGUUUCAUUCAAAGUAAUAGCAAAACAGUGCCCCAGUUGUCUGGAGGAAGCGUUGUCGAGCGACCUUGACUUAAUUUAUUUUUAAAACAAGAGCAAACUCUAUUUUUCUCAAAAUGAAAAUUGACGGUAAUAUUAGCUGUAGCCAGAUGCAGCAAAACUGGACCCGGUACAUGGUGAUGACCGAUACCAAAUCUCUGCGUAAGCCAGUUGAAUUUAAUGAAGAGAACGAGCUUCAAGUAUCUAUACCAACGAACAAAUUACUGGCGAAAAAUUUCGAAAACAUUAGCCCAGUCGAGAAAGGUAUUCAGAGUACCCCAUGGAUUCUUAACACUCCGGUUUGGACGUUUCAUAAUAGCUUGGUGCAGACUGGGAUCACGCACUAUGAAGGCGGAUGGCCUAGAGAUAUUGAUACGCACGACGAAGAAGUGACGGCAAGAUACAGGAGGAAACAGGAAAAAAGCGAAGCAUAUCUGUGUCAGAUGAAAGGACUUGCCAAGACUAUGGAACACGCAAUACUGCAAAAUAGUGCAUGUGACAUAUAUCAAAAUUACUUCGAAGAUGUUGAACAACAUGAACUCAUUGAACAGUUCAACUCGAAAACAGUGCACGUAUACAAAGACUAUCUGGACGUGCGACGGUCUUGCAGCUACAUUAGCUGGUCUGAAGAGGGUUUGCAUUUUGUAUCAACUCACUGCAAUAUAGGAGAGAUGAACAACUCGGUUACUGACUCCUACAUUUGGGAUAUCGAGAACCCUAAUGUUCCACUACAGACUUUGAUUCCACCUUAUCAAGCUCGUUGUAUGGAGUAUAACUUUAAAGACGGUUGUCAGCUAGCGGGCGGACUGUUUUCUGGUCAGAUCGCCAUAUGGGACAUUCGGGUUGCGAACGAACCUGUUGAGGUGACGCUUCGCGAGACCAGUCACAAAGAUGUAGUGACCAAGGUACUAUGGACCGGUACGAAAACAUCGAAUGAGUUUUUAUCGGGAUCAACCGAUGGAAGAAUCCUUUGGUGGGACAUGCGUAACCUGAAUGAACCAUACGAUUAUUUGAAUCUCGCUCCAAAAGAUGCUCAAAAUGUGGAUCCUAAGAGAUGUUUCGGUGUGUGUGCUGUCGAAUUCGAGCAGACAAUGCCAAACAAGUACACGGUUGGAACUGAGAAUGGAAUUAUCUACAGCUGCAGUAGAAAGUAUAAGACUCCUGCCGAUAAGAUCCAAGCUUUAACAUAUGCACACACUGGACCGGUAUACUCAGUGGAACGGAAUCCACUAUUUAUAAAAAACUACAUUAGCGUUGGAGAUUGGCAAACAAAGAUCUGGACGGAAGAUUGUCGUGAUAGCCCGAUAGUUUGGACCAAAGAAUACGCUGUUCAGCUAACUUGUGGGGUUUGGAGCCCGACAAGGUGUUCUCUCGUGUUUAUUUGCCGUAUGGACGGAGUAAUGGAUGCAUGGGAUGUUAUUCAUCGUCUAGAUGGGCCUGUGCUUCGUAUAAAGCUUUCUGAUGUCCCACUACUGGCUUUGAGAGUUCACAAAAGCGGAAAACUUAUAGCUAACGGCACGGAAAGUGGAGCCAUAUAUCUAACAGAAAUAUCGGAUAACCUAACAUUCAGCUCAGCAAACGACAAACCGGCACUGUCCGGUAUGCUAGAACGAGAGAUGCGUAGACAACGUUUGUUGGAAGCGAAGUUCAAGGAAAUUAAAUUGAAAGAAAAGGAAUUGGAACGAGAGAGAAUUCGUCGUCAGAUGCGAAUGGAAAAAGAAAAUUCUAUCGAAGACGAGGAGCGAGACUUGGUGUUUGAAGCCCAGCAUCAAUUCUGGACCAAGAUACAUGGCCGCAAAAGCCUGAAAACCACGUUGAAAGGACUUCGAAUGCGAGAUGCUGGGGUGAAUUUGUUAAAACCGCUUAAAAAGCCGCAGGCCGUGAAAAAAGAAAAUGAGUCGUAAAUAAUUAUACAUUCCAUAUUUUGCUAUAAAUUAUUGUAUUUACAGAUUGCAAUCUCGAUCCAACAUUGUUCAGGUGUGAUAUUAUACAGACUAACAAAAUUAUAUCGAAGAUUAUUAAAA